AUGCCCAUCAAGUCUUCUGAUUUAGCGUACUUUGACGACGUCUUAGUUGACUGUCUCAUUGAUAGAGUCGAUUAUUGGGCACAUAUUCGUAAAACUGGUGAAUACAAGCCUAUUUCAGGGAUUCGCGAUGCCGCUGUGCGCGAGAUAGUCGACCGGGCGGUGGCUCAGGAGUCAUUGGGGCCCCUGGUUGAGGAAUUUUGUGAAAUGCCGGCAAUCACUAAAUUUCUUGCUCGCUUCCACGAAAUAUCUGUUCGAAACAUGUUUGAAAAACAUGUCAGACGGUAUUUGGCAAUGUACUCUCCGCUAGCGCCCUUUGCAGUCGAGGUCACAACCCGAUAUGCAGAAAGCACCAAGCGACAAGCAGAGGCCUGUAUUGUUGCCCGUGAAAAAAUUAUUGCGGGGUCUGAAAUCAAGUUUUUAACGGGUAUGCUCGCUGACUUGGGUGAGGACGAUGAGGAGCUGAUUGCCAGUGGUAGUGCUGGUGAUUUCAGUAUUAUCAACACUUCGAGACGGGACUGCAGUAGUAUGAUGCUCGGCCCCGCUCGAUUCGUUAAUCAUGAUUGUGAGCCUAAUGCUCAAUUCACCUCAAAUGGUCGAUCUUUAUGCGUCAAGGCUCUGCGGAACAUUCACAUAGGAGAGGAAAUUACUGUCCAGUAUGCUCCGAACUAUUUCGGGCAAAACAAUUGUGAAUGUCUCUGUGCCACAUGUGAAAAGCACAAGCGUAAUGGCUACGCAGAGGACGAAGCUACUGAUGCUGAUGAGACGCCUUCUCAGAAUGAAAGUGGUCGGGUUCUUCGCCAACGGAGCCGUACCCCCGAGAUCGCUGAACGCAGCCAAUCAAUCACAGACCGGUAUGCCGCAUAUACCGUGGUGGAUCCUGCAGCAACGUCUAUCUGCAGCAACUGCACUGUCAACUUCAAAAGCUUUGUCGAGCCUUACAAAGGGAAACGGUUGCAGUGCCCCAGAUGUACACGGCACGCGACGUUAUACAGCAGUUUUUGGCCGAAAACUCGCGGACAAUCUAUGGAUGUUUCAAGACUUUAUCAUAGGGCUUUGGCCGUGCCUAAAAAGGAGGUGAGAAAAGAGCGGCCAAUGAAUGCAUUGCAACGAAGACGCCUGGAGCUGGAUAAAAAAGAAAAACGGGCAGCAAGCCCUCCGGUCAAAAGACGAAAGACCGUGGUUGAAAAGCCUGUGGUUACCCGUCUCUCAAGAGCAGAGAGGGCAGAAAAAAGGCGCUCGGAACCGGUUCUUGCCUAG
This is a messenger RNA of Wickerhamiella sorbophila, 1257 nucleotides long. Its product is annotated as Histone-lysine N-methyltransferase set9. Lineage: Eukaryota; Fungi; Ascomycota; Dipodascomycetes; Dipodascales; Trichomonascaceae. Gene Ontology annotation, cellular component: nucleus. The coding region runs from base 1 to 1257 and encodes 418 amino acids. Gene Ontology annotation, molecular function: protein binding; histone H4K20 methyltransferase activity. The transcript has a single exon. The record is from RefSeq and is a predicted model, not a curated record.